Messenger RNA from Rosa chinensis, 5070 nucleotides. Its product is annotated as pyrophosphate-energized vacuolar membrane proton pump. The record is from RefSeq and is a predicted model, not a curated record. The coding region runs from base 113 to 4549 and encodes 1478 amino acids. The transcript has 11 exons. Gene Ontology annotation, biological process: proton transmembrane transport; L-tyrosine biosynthetic process. Lineage: Eukaryota; Viridiplantae; Streptophyta; Magnoliopsida; Rosales; Rosaceae. Gene Ontology annotation, molecular function: prephenate dehydrogenase (NAD+) activity; prephenate dehydrogenase (NADP+) activity; inorganic diphosphate phosphatase activity. Gene Ontology annotation, cellular component: membrane.
ACAACACAAACCUCCUCGUAUUCUCUCUGAAACACAAAAAACACAGUCCCAACCAGACACUGUUCUCCCUUUGUUUCUUUCUCUUACGUUCUGUUGUGUUCGGCGGAGCUUUAUGGGGGCAACUAUUCUCCCAGAUCUCGGGGCGGAGAUUCUGAUUCCGUUCUGCGCGGUGGUCGGAAUCGUGUUCUCGCUGCUCCAGUGGGUGUACGUGUCACGCGUCCAGCUCUCGCCGGCGAGGGACUCCAACUCUAACUCCGCCGCAAAAAAUGGUUACAACGAUUACCUGAUUGAGGAGGAAGAGGGUGUUAACGACACCAACGUUGUUCAGAAGUGCGCCGAAAUCCAGAACGCCAUCUCUGAAGGAGCAACAUCAUUCCUUUACACGGAAUAUAAGUAUGUUGGUGCUUUUAUGGUGGCUUUUGCAGUCUUGAUAUUUGUUUUCCUUGGCUCCGUGGAGGGAUUUAGCACUAGUAGCCAUACAUGUGCUUAUGAUGAAACAAAGAUAUGCAAACCUGCUCUUGCAACUGCCAUAUUCAGUACCAUUUCCUUUUUGCUUGGUGCUAUAACUUCAGUGGUUUCUGGAUUCCUUGGUAUGAAGAUUGCCACGUAUGCAAAUGCCAGAACUACUUUGGAGGCAAGAAAAGGUGUUGGGAAGGCUUUUAUAGUAGCAUUUAGAUCAGGUGCUGUCAUGGGAUUUCUCCUUGCUGCAAAUGGUUUAUUAGUUUUAUACAUUGUGAUCCUCGUCUUCAAGAUGUACUAUGGUGAGGAUUGGGGUGGUCUUUUUGAGUCCAUAACUGGGUAUGGUCUUGGUGGAUCUUCCAUGGCUCUUUUUGGCAGAGUUGGUGGAGGCAUCUAUACCAAAGCUGCUGAUGUUGGUGCUGAUCUUGUUGGCAAAGUUGAAAGGAAUAUUCCUGAGGAUGACCCAAGGAACCCAGCUGUGAUUGCUGAUAAUGUUGGUGACAAUGUUGGGGAUAUUGCUGGAAUGGGAUCUGAUCUGUUUGGAUCCUAUGCUGAGUCAUCAUGUGCUGCUCUUGUUGUUGCUUCAAUUUCCUCGUUUGGGAUCAAUCAUGAAUUAACUGCAAUGUUAUAUCCUCUCAUUGUCAGUUCCAUUGGUAUCAUUGUUUGUCUGAUCACCACCCUUUUCGCAACUGAUUUCUUUGAGAUCAAGGCUGUAAAGGAAAUUGAGCCAGCAUUGAAGAAGCAACUCAUUAUUUCCACAGUACUGAUGACUAUUGGAGUUGCAAUUGUUACAUGGAUUUCUGUUCCUUCUUCCUUCACCAUCUUCAAUUUUGGAACACAGAAAGUUGUUAAGAACUGGCAGCUGUUCUUAUGUGUGUGUGUUGGGUUGUGGGCUGGGCUUAUCAUCGGAUUUGUGACAGAGUAUUAUACCAGUAAUGCAUACAGCCCUGUGCAAGAUGUUGCUGAUUCGUGCCGGACAGGAGCUGCUACUAAUAUCAUUUUUGGCCUGGCAUUGGGAUACAAAUCUGUCAUUAUUCCUAUUUUUGCCAUUGCUGUUAGUAUUUUUGUUAGUUUUAGCUUUGCCGCUAUGUAUGGCAUUGCUGUAGCCGCCCUUGGAAUGCUGAGCACCAUAGCAACUGGAUUGGCCAUUGAUGCAUAUGGUCCGAUCAGUGACAAUGCUGGUGGCAUUGCUGAGAUGGCAGGCAUGAGCCACAGAAUCAGAGAGAGAACUGAUGCUCUUGAUGCUGCAGGAAACACCACGGCUGCUAUUGGAAAGGGUUUUGCAAUUGGCUCAGCUGCUCUUGUGUCCCUUGCUCUCUUUGGUGCCUUUGUGAGCCGUGCUGGAAUUGCAACAGUUGAUGUGUUGACUCCAAAAGUGUUCAUUGGUUUGAUAGUGGGUGCAAUGCUUCCCUAUUGGUUCUCUGCCAUGACAAUGAAGAGUGUGGGAAGUGCUGCUCUAAAGAUGGUUGAAGAAGUACGCAGGCAAUUCAACACCAUCCCUGGCCUUAUGGAGGGUACUGCUAAACCUGACUAUGCUACUUGUGUCAAGAUCUCGACUGAUGCUUCCAUCAAGGAAAUGAUCCCUCCUGGUGCCCUUGUCAUGCUAACACCCCUCAUUGUCGGAAUCUUUUUUGGUGUGGAGACUCUCUCUGGUGUCCUUGCUGGAUCCCUCGUCUCUGGUGUACAGAUCGCCAUCUCUGCAUCCAACACCGGUGGCGCUUGGGACAAUGCCAAGAAGUAUAUUGAGGCCGGGGCUUCAGAACAUGCAAGGACUCUUGGUCCCAAGGGAUCAGAUCCACACAAAGCAGCUGUCAUUGGUGACACCGUCGGAGACCCUCUCAAGGACACAUCCGGCCCAUCUCUCAACAUCCUCAUCAAGCUGAUGGCUGUCGAGUCCCUAGUGUUUGCACCUUUCUUCGCCACACAUGGCGGUCUCCUUUUCAAGCUUAGUCUGAACCUUCAGGUCUCUCUUCUUCUAUUUACAGGUCUCUCUUCUUCUUCUACCUUCAGGUCUCUCUUCUUCUUCUUCUCCAAAAUGCUAUCCCUCUCACCUCUCCACCCAUUGCCUCCAAAACUCAUCCUCACUCGCUCUCCCUUCUUCAACCCCCAAAGCCCCAACCUUUACCCCCAAAGCUCCAACCUUUCCCCCAAAAUCCCUAACCUAUCCCCAAAACGACGCCGUUCCCUCAAAAUCAAAUCCCUAGACGCCGCCCAAUUAUUCGACUACGAAACCAAGCUCGCCGUCCAGUACCACUCCUCCCAAACCCUCAAGAUCGCCAUCAUCGGCUUCGGCAACUUCGGCCAAUUCCUCGCCAAAACCCUAACCCGCCAAGGCCACACCGUCCUCGCCUAUUCCCGCUCCGACCACUCCAAAACGGCAGCCGCCCUCGGCGUUUCCUUCUUCUCCGACCCCCACGACCUCUGCGAGCAGCACCCCCACGUCAUCCUCCUCUGCACCUCCAUCAUCUCCGCCGAGGAAGUCCUCAACUCCCUCCCCCUCCAGCGCCUCCGCCGCAACACUCUCUUCGCCGACGUCCUCUCCGUCAAGGAGUUCUCCAAAGCUCUGUUCCUGAAAUCUCUUCCGAGCUAUUUCGAUGUGAUCUGCACGCACCCGAUGUUCGGGCCGGAGAGCGCGAAGAACGGCUGGAAUGGGCUGUGCUUUGUUUAUGAGAAAGUGAGGAUUGGAUCGGAGGUGUCUAGAGUUUCGAGGUGUGACAAGUUCUUGAGCAUUUUCGAGAGGGAAGGGUGUGAAAUGGUGGAAAUGAGCUGUGCCGAGCAUGAUAAGUUCGCGGCGGAGUCGCAGUUUAUUACACACACUGUUGGGAGGGUGCUUCAGAUGUUGGGGUUGGAGUCGACGCCGAUUAAUACUAGAGGCUAUGAGACAUUGUUGGAUUUGGUGGAGAAUACGGCUGGGGAUAGCUUUGAUUUGUACUAUGGGUUGUUUAUGUAUAAUAAGAAUGCGCUGGAGAUGCUGGAGAGGUUGGACUUGGCUUUCGAGGAUUUGAAGAAGCAGCUUUUCGGGAGGUUGCAUGAUGUUGUGAGGAACCAGUUGUUUGGGAAUGCUGAAAAGGUGAGAACGUUGCAGGAGGAGUGUGUGAACCAGAAUGGAGCUGCAUUGGUGCGUUCUUCGAAAGCUGUGAGAUCCUCUAAAGCACAUAUUUUGGAUAGCUCCGAAGAUCAUUCAAGGCUUAAGAUUGGAAUUGUUGGUUUUGGCAACUUUGGUCAGUUCCUUGCUAAAACCAUUGUACGCCAAGGCCACAAGGUUCUUGCCUAUUCUCGCUCAGACUACUCUGAUGUUGCUGAACAGUUGGGUGUUUCUUACUUCUCGGACGCAGAUGAUUUUUGCGAGGAGCAUCCAGAAGUAAUACUCCUUUGCACAUCGAUUCUUUCCACUGGGAAAGUUUUGAUGUCACUCCCGCUUCAGAGGUUGAAGCGGAGUACUUUGUUUGUUGAUGUUCUAUCCGUGAAAGAAUUCCCAAAAAACCUGUUUCUUCAAAAUUUGCCUCUAGAUUUUGAUAUUCUCUGCACUCAUCCUAUGUUUGGACCAGAAAGUGGUAAAAAUGGCUGGAAUGGUCUUGCUUUUGUUUAUGAUAGGAUCAGAAUUGGAAAUGACGAAUCAAGGGUGUCAAGGUGUGAUCAAUUUCUUGAUAUUUUUGCGCAAGAAGGGUGUCGAAUGGUGGAUAUGUCUUGCGAUGAGCAUGAUAAGCAUGCAGCAGGGUCACAAUUCAUCACACACACUAUGGGAAGAGUUUUGGAAAAGUUGGGUUUGGAGUCGACGCCGGUCAAUACAAAAGGUUACAAGACUUUGUUGAAUUUGGUGGAGAAUACAGCAGGAGAUAGCUUUGAUCUCUACUAUGGAUUGUUCAUGUACAAUGUAAAUGCAAUGGAGCAGCUAAAGAGGCUUGACCUUGCAUUUGAAGCAUUAAAGAAACAGCUUUUUGGGCGGUUGCAUGGUGUUCUUCGGAAGCAACUUUUUGAGAAUGCGGAUGAUUCUCAAGUUAUGAGGGAGCAGCAUUUGUUGCCAACACCAUUGGAGAAUGAAUCUGCAGCGACACCUUCUUUCGAGGCUCUUAACAGUCAGAACAACUAAAACCAUCUUUGCACCUUAUUUGUUCCAGUUGGAGGAGCUUUCUGAUCACUGCACCUGAAGGGAAUCAACCAGUGAAGACAUUGUUGCCAGUCUGCAAUUGAGCUGCUUGAAGUUGGUUCCACAAUAAGCUUCAUCUGAUGUGAAUUCUGGAGCACGUUGUGGUUGAAGUUGUUUUAGACAUUGAUAAAGGAAUAGAUUGUGGGAUUGGUUGUUCUUGAGCAAUAGUGGACAACGGAGUUAUUUAAGUCUUUAAGACGAAUGCACUACAUGAAGAAGCACUUGAUCAACAGGCACGAUGGAUCAGUAAGAAGACAUUGCCAUUAUCCAGAGUCGUGAUGUGUUUAAUCUGUUGGAGGUUUUUGGCUUUCCCUCCAUCUUUCGUACUGACUAUGUGGUGAUGUUGUGUCUUUAUUAGAGUAGCAGACGUGGGGCUCCAUUUUGGUGUCAAGGGAAGCUCCCCGUAUGUAUUGUUUCCCGGUUUUUGUUUACAUCAAUAUGAAUGAAAAUUUUCCCGACAACAA